UCUCUCUUUCUUUCUCUCUCUUUCUAUCUCUCUCUCUCUCUCUCUUUCUUUCUUUCUUUCUUUCUUUCUUUCUCUCUUUCUUUCUCUCUUUCUUUCUCUCUUUCUUUCUCUCCAUCAUGGAGGCUGUAGCCGUGUUUUCUUUCCGAGCAAAAGAACGAGACGAGCUCAGCUUCCAGAAAGGAGAGAUACUGAAGGUGACGGAGAUGGAUGAGGAUCCUAAUUGGAUGAUGGCAGAACUCCACGGGAGGCGAGGCUACGUCCCUGAGAACUACAUUAGUCUGUUACCACACCCGUGGUUUGCGGGACGUGUGUCCAGGAAGCAGGCUGAGCAGCGGUUGCGUUGGGAGGAGAGAGGAGUGUUCCUGGUUAGAGAGUCAGAGAGUUCACCAGGAGAGUUCUCUGUUUCUGUCAGCUAUGGCGACAUGGUCGAGCACUUCCUGGUUCUCGAGGGGUUGGGUCAGUACUGUGUGUGGGAGGAGACUUUCUCGUCUCUCAACCGAUUGGUCGACUUCUACAGAUCACACAGCAUCGCCCAGGAGAGACCUGUCUACCUUACCGACCCUCCUGACACACCUCUACACACACACACACCUGCACACCCUCUCACACACACUGCCAUGCAUCUACCGGACCCUAACCCAAACCCCUACACACCCCUAACCCUAACACACACACACACCCCUAACCCGAAAUGUAUCUCCCCCUAG
Molecule: messenger RNA, 707 nt
Organism: Oncorhynchus gorbuscha (pink salmon)
Lineage: Eukaryota; Metazoa; Chordata; Actinopteri; Salmoniformes; Salmonidae
Product: GRB2-related adapter protein-like
Exons: 5
Coding region: 117-707 (196 amino acids)
Molecular function (GO): protein binding
Source: RefSeq, a predicted model, not a curated record